AUGAAUUCUUCAACUAGUAUUGGUUCUCUUUUAUUGCAGCACCCACUAUAUCAAGCGACAGAAAGAUGCAUUGACAGAAAAAUUACUGACACCUAUAAAUAUCUAGAUUUCUUCUCCACGUGGAAUCGGCCUAUAUUAGAUUAUGGGACAAUCAUCCGGGAGUUAUUUAAAGUUGAUGAAAAUGAACUAAAACCAUUCAUUCUAGAAGGAGAUCCUAAAAGGCGAUAUCUGGAUUGUGUUAGCUGGAUAUUUCAUUGCAAUCAGCAAAUCACUAAGAAGAUUUUGCGCUUCGUAUUGUCACUUCCCAUGCUGAGUAUGAAAUCCAAAGAACUCGUCUGUCUACUAGCAGUGGCUCCCCAUCAUGCAACAUAUUUGACAAGACUCUUUCCAAAUUCAAAUAUAUAG
Messenger RNA from Debaryomyces tyrocola, 405 nucleotides. The record is from the annotation of a GenBank genome assembly. Lineage: Eukaryota; Fungi; Ascomycota; Pichiomycetes; Serinales; Debaryomycetaceae.